AAACCACCUUGAUCACUGGAAAUGGUUUUAGGAAACUGCCAAGGAUCUGAGCUUUGUCUUCUCAGGUGCUUGACAGAUUCCUAAAACCUUUAAAACACUGCUGGCGAUGGUGGGAACAGACACAUCCCUGCACAUGGCACAUGCAGAGCUCUACUGGGCACACAGGGGAAGCCUCAGCUGUGCCUGGGCUAGACCAACAAAACUUGUUUUUAAAGCAAAACGUGAGACCUUCCUAUGCCUGACAACACCCCUUGAAAUUUAACCUCCAUGCAGCUGUUACUGCGAUGCUGGUGGUUGAAAUAACUUUAACAACGUUAUUACAGCAGUAACAAAGAAAGAUACAACAAACCAAACAGAACCAAACCCAAACCCCACAACAAACAAACAAAAAACCCCAAACACCUACAAAACACCCAGGACUGUUUUUCCACAGGUUCAAUGCCAGUGUUCUUGUGGAAAAUAAGUGGAACAGUGCUGAAGUUGACAAGCCCAAGUCCAGAGCCGUGAGAUGUGCUGGUGGAAGCAGUGGGCACUUCCCAUCUCCCCAGGUAUCUGUGGCACCCUGGUUGCAGCUGUGCCAGGGAGCUGAAGGGACACAAACCUCCUGCCCGAGAUGGAUUAAGUUGCUGAAUGUUGGAGAGAAUGACCCAGAGCUCUUUUUACAUGUGCACUCCCUUGAACAUAGUCACUGGAAGAGGCCUGUGGAUGAAGUCGGCUCGAGGAGCGCCGGAGCAAAGGGACAGCGAGAAGCGGCGGCACCGCCAAGGAGGAGGCGUGGCGGGGGAGAAAUCCUCCUGCCCGAAGGAUGCUAUCUUUGGUCACAAAUUAGCUUACAGGGUACAAAAGAAGAAAAACACAAAAUGGAUCUUAAGGUGGGUAAGAACUGAAUUCACUGCAGCUGCACGAGGAGAAAUGGCAGUGACAGGGGGCGGUAGUGUCGGUCAUGACGUCAACUCCCCAGGGAAGGUGACGGCAGCGCACGGGACGGAGGGCGACGUGGAGCUGGGGGGGUACGGGAGUGAGCAGCAGCUUCUCACUUGGCCUCCUGUUUCCAGUCGUCUUGGCAGAAGUGCCGAAGAAGCUGCUGGAGGUCGUGCUGGAGGUCAUCCCUGGGGAGCGCUUCUGGGGUGUCUUCCAGCUCUUCUAGGUGAACACGUUUGCCACACCGAUCCUUCAUCACGGUCCUCUUCUGAGUGCUGGCUUUACUUAGGGUUGUCCUAAAACGAAAAAAAAGCAGAGUUGUGACUUAAAAAGACCACAGAUCCUGCAGAUGUGCAGCUAUUUCCUUCUUAAGCUGCUGAGGAAGGGUGACACGUGCUGGAUGCAAGGCGCAUCAUGUAAACUCUUGAGAAAUGA
Messenger RNA from Manacus vitellinus (golden-collared manakin), 1356 nucleotides. RefSeq lists its product as uncharacterized. The transcript is spliced from 3 exons. The record is from RefSeq and is a predicted model, not a curated record. Bases 631 to 1221 code for a protein of 196 amino acids. NCBI's taxonomy places the organism in Eukaryota, Metazoa, Chordata, Aves, Passeriformes, Pipridae.